Molecule: messenger RNA, 2172 nt
Organism: Copidosoma floridanum
Lineage: Eukaryota; Metazoa; Arthropoda; Insecta; Hymenoptera; Encyrtidae
Gene: AMPKalpha
Product: AMP-activated protein kinase alpha subunit
Biological process (GO): protein phosphorylation; intracellular signal transduction
Cellular component (GO): cytoplasm
Molecular function (GO): ATP binding; protein serine/threonine kinase activity
Source: RefSeq, a predicted model, not a curated record
UUUACGAAACGACAGUGCUGUGUGUGUGUAUCAAUUAAAGUGUUUUUCUUUCGAUCACCGCAACUAUUUAUUUAUUAGUUUUUACUAAAAAUUUCUUUUUAUUCACAAGAAGCUGAUAAAAUGUCGGACAAAGCGUCGAACAGUCAGGCACAGCCUAUUGUCAAGAUAGGACAUUACACUCUAGGCGCUACCCUGGGCGUCGGGACGUUUGGGAAGGUGAAAAUUGGUGAACACGUACUCACAAAGCACAAGGUGGCUGUGAAAAUUCUCAAUCGACAGAAGAUUAAGAGCUUAGAUGUGGUGGGCAAGAUUCGCAGGGAGAUCCAAAACCUCAAGCUUUUCCGACACCCACAUAUCAUUAAAUUGUAUCAGGUCAUAAGUACUCCAACAGAUAUAUUUAUGAUUAUGGAAUAUGUGUCUGGGGGCGAGCUAUUUGAUUAUAUUGUCAAACACGGCAAACUCAAAGAAUAUGAGGCAAGGAGAUUUUUUCAACAAAUCAUCUCUGGAGUCGACUACUGCCACAGGCACAUGAUAGUGCACCGUGAUUUGAAGCCUGAAAAUUUACUUUUAGAUCACAACCUUCAUGUCAAAAUUGCAGAUUUUGGUCUAUCAAACAUGAUGAUGGAUGGAGAGUUUUUAAGAACCUCAUGUGGAUCUCCAAAUUAUGCUGCUCCUGAAGUUAUUUCAGGAAAGUUGUAUGCUGGUCCAGAAGUUGAUAUUUGGUCUUGCGGGGUCAUAUUGUACGCUCUUCUCUGUGGAACAUUACCUUUUGAUGAUGAACAUGUUCCGACGUUAUUUCGCAAAAUUAAAGCUGGGGUUUUUCCUAUUCCUGAGUACCUUAACAAGUCUGUGGUGAGCCUGCUGUGUCACAUGUUGCAAGUUGAUCCCAUAAAGAGGGCAACGAUAGAAGAUAUCAAAAAACACGACUGGUUCCAAAAAGAUCUACCCACGUACCUGUUUCCUUCCCCUGUGGAGCAAGACACAUCGGUAAUUGAUAUCGAUGCUGUGAAUGAAGUUUGUGAGAAAUUUAAUGUAAAAGAAGCAGAAGUCCACGCGGCCUUGCUCAAUGGUGAUCCCCAUGAUCAGUUAGCUAUCGCUUAUCACCUAAUAAUUGACAACAAGCGAAUAGCCGAUGAAGCAGCUAAAGCUGAGAUGAAAGACUUUUAUGUUGCAUCAAGCCCACCUCCUGUGGCUUUCAGUCCCAGUGAAGCGAGUGGCAGUCCUCUCAAGCCACACCCUGAACGAAUAGCGCCCCUUCGAGAGAGACAGGGUUCUCUAAGCAGUACACCCUCACAAUCAUCGGGUAACCGAGGCACACCAGUUAAGAGGGCAAAGUGGCAUUUAGGGAUAAGGUCGCAAUCAAAACCUCACGACAUUAUGAACGAGGUUUAUCGUGCCAUGAAAGCUUUGAAUUUUGAGUGGAAAAUUAUUAAUCCGUACAGCGUGCGAGUGCGUUGCAAAAACAAGGUAACGGACAGGUACAGCAAGAUGUCUUUACAGCUUUACCAAGUAGAUUACAAGAGCUACCUGUUAGAUUUUAAAUCCUUGUCCAGUGAGGAGUCUGAAGAUAUAUCUACAGACGCUGCUGCACCUCCUACACAGCCAACAGGGCACCACUCAAUGGAGUUCUUUGAGAUGUGCGCUGCAUUGAUAACGCAGCUGGCGCGGUAGAAAUCAAUCAACGAUCGAAAUGGAAUGCUUGCAGUUAUUUUUGUCAAAUUGAUGAAAAAAAAAUGUUAAGAGAGCGAUCGUUGCUUAUGACGCAGGCUGGGUCAUUUUACUCCUGUAAUGUAAAUAAUUCAAAGACAAACAAUAGCCUUAUGAUUCUUGGUUGUCACGGACGACGUUGUACAUUACGCGCGCAUACCUAUAAUGAUCAUAGUUAAGGCCGUAAAAUCGGAAGUCAAAGCGUAGAGCGCGAUUUUUUCAAUAUAUUACACACACACACGCGCGCGCGCGCGCGCACACACACACAUGCAUACAUAAAUUAACAUGACGUCGACUUCCGAGGCAAAUGUCUAAUUUACCAACGAACUGUAGUGUAUUUAAUUAUUGUGGCUUGUGGAAUGCGUUGUUAUUGGAUACCUGAAUAUGUAAGUCAAGUAUUACUUUGAAAUAAACUAAAAUCACAAAAAAAUGUUAAAUACCAAUUGUUGAGUAAAAAAAAAAUUA